GGGUCCUGGGAUUGGCCAGGGCCGGUCAUGUGGACCUGUAGCCGUGAACAUGAACUUUUAUCAUUUCCCAUGUGGUUAUAUUGCACCAGUCUUUCGGCCACCGCACCUUGGGUAGGAUCAGUGUCUCCUCCAGGGCUCCUCUCUGCUGUCCUGUGCUUUGUCAGGGGUAGGAGCUCCUCAUCCACGGCCAUGGAGAAGAAGGCAAAAGGAGAAUGGAGGAGAGAUAGAGGGAGAGGAGAGGAGGAGGAUGCAGGAGGAGAGUCCAGGAGCCGCACAGCUCUGCUGCAUUUCUCACACAGGAACUUGCCCCAUUUUGCAGACAAAUGACAGAAAUCUAAAAGCAAUCACAAGACAGACAGGAGAAUGGACGGAGCUCACCCUGGUGCCAUAUCACCUGCCCUACAAAGCAAAUCUGUGUGGACCUUCUGUUGGGAGCUAAAAAAAAAAAAAAAAAAAAAAAAAGGUGAAGGCGUCCUGGAUCCCCAAGAGAGUCACAAGUGCAACCAGAGACUUUUUUUUCUUUUUUCUUUUUUUUUUCUUCUUCUUUUUACACUUUGGAAAAGUUCUGCAAACAUGGCCUGGAAAUUAGAAGUUGUGAGAGCAGAUUCCAGGAUCGCUCAAGGCAGCUUCUCUUGUCCCUUAUUGUUGAAGUUUCAUAUCUAUUGGACAGGACUUUUAAUCUGGUUGCCUUCAACAAACACAAGGGAUAUCCGUGCCAGGUAACUGCGGGGUGCCAAUGUUAUUCUGUAAGGGUGGGGACACCCUCCGAGUAGGUGACAACACGUUUUGGGGAUCCAGGAGAUGCAGAAAGCAUCCUACUAUGACAACCCCACUCUCUUUGGAGGCUACUCGUACCAGGCAGCCGGUCUGGGUUAUGAAGGGCCACAGCAAUCUUUUGCAACAUCCCACCUCGACAAUGAUUUCCAGCGUUCAUCUUGUUCCUUGCAAUCCCUGGGACACAAUGGCCCAUUGGCCAAACCUAAAAACAUAAAUGGAAGCUGCAUGAGACCCAACCUGGCACCUGAACACCACCAGGCCUCUUCUCUGUCCCCACAACCUAAUGCCACUACAACUCCCAGCAACACCAGCAGCAGCAGCAGUGUCCAGCCUGGAGCCAAGUCCUCAUCGGUAAAAACACAGGUCCCUUCCAAUACAACCAGCAAACAGAUCUUCCCAUGGAUGAAGGAGUCCAGGCAAAACUCCAAGCAAAAAUCCAGCCCCCCUGUCACAGCGACAGAGAGCUGCAGUGGUGACAGGAGCCCCCCGGGUUCCUCUGCUUCGAAGAGAGCGCGGACGGCCUACACCAGUGCGCAGCUUGUGGAGCUGGAGAAGGAGUUCCACUUUAAUCGCUACCUGUGCAGACCCAGGAGGGUGGAAAUGGCCAAUCUGCUGAACCUCAGCGAGAGGCAAAUCAAGAUCUGGUUCCAGAAUCGCAGAAUGAAGUAUAAGAAGGACCAAAAGGUAAAAGGGAUGUCAUCAUCCUCAGGAGGACCCUCACCAACUAGCACUCCACCUCUGAGCAUGCAAUCCUCUGCAGGCUUCCUGGGAUCCAUGCACUCAAUGACUGCAAAUUUUGAGGCCCCUUCCCCACCUCCCUUUAAUAACAAACCCCACCAAAAUGCCUACUACCAGACCCCAGCAAAAGGUUGCCCUUCCCAACAAAAGUAUGGAAACACAGAGUAUGACCACCAUGGCUUACAAGGAAAUGGAGCCAACUAUGUCUCUCCUAGUAUGCAGGGGAGCCCAGUGUAUGUUGGGGGGAACUAUGUGGAUUCUGUGCCAGCACAAGGCCCUUCUAUGUAUGGUCUUAACCACCUUGCACACCAGCCCACUAACAUGGACUAUAGUGGCACCCCUUCCAUGCCAACCAACCAGCACCAUGCACCUUGUGAACCCCACCCAACUUACACAGAGCUCUCAUCGCAUCAUCAGGGAAGGAUCCAGGAAGCCCCAAAACUGACCCAUUUGUGAUUGAAUUAUGACAUAUUUUUGACUGUAGGGGGCGCUCAGAGAAGGCACUGCCUAGGGAUCAACAAGAAGCAUUUGUGCUGAUCUGUUAUUGCUGUCU
This is a messenger RNA of Hyla sarda, 2068 nucleotides long. It is a transcript of the gene HOXB3, whose product is annotated as homeobox B3. Gene Ontology annotation, biological process: regulation of transcription by RNA polymerase II. Gene Ontology annotation, molecular function: DNA-binding transcription factor activity, RNA polymerase II-specific; RNA polymerase II cis-regulatory region sequence-specific DNA binding. The coding region runs from base 802 to 1971 and encodes 389 amino acids. The record is from RefSeq and is a predicted model, not a curated record. NCBI's taxonomy places the organism in Eukaryota, Metazoa, Chordata, Amphibia, Anura, Hylidae. Gene Ontology annotation, cellular component: nucleus. The transcript has 5 exons.